Molecule: messenger RNA, 4108 nt
Organism: Pocillopora verrucosa
Lineage: Eukaryota; Metazoa; Cnidaria; Anthozoa; Scleractinia; Pocilloporidae
Source: RefSeq, a predicted model, not a curated record
UAUCUGCUGUAUCAGGCCCGAACCGCGUGCAUCUUUCCCACACUUACUAUCAGCUUACACACUGACGAAAAGUAAUAUGAAGUGGAAGCAAUUCGCUAAGCUCUACAUCGCUUUACUUCUGUUGGCCAACUUUCACCAGAUGUCGUCCACGCCGUCGUCUAAAAAAGUAAACACAAGGACUAAGAUGGACGACCCGACAGACAACUACGUAUACGCGUGUCUCAAGUAUGACUACCAGGUUCAUGAAGCCUUAGCCUCUACAAAGCCACCCUUUGACAACUACUUCAACAUUUCCCGUGCUAUCUAUCCAUCCGAAGAUGUAUCCUCUAAACUUGUCAAUAUCUGGGUGCAUUUUACCAACUCCUCUGUUAAUCUGACAGAGGUAAAUCAACUGAAGUUCAUUUGGAGUCGGUCUUGUUUGUACGUGAGUGAUCGAUACCUCAGUCUAAGAGCAAUGGGUCUCUAUUCCUUGUUUACCAUUUGGCCUGACAGGGGGCAAGAAGACCUUCAUAUAACACUAUAUCAGUUUUGUGAUCCACGGCAGACAAAGAGAAAACUUAUUAACUUUUUGUCAACGCUGGAGGACAUCGCAAUAAGUCCAUCCUCGUUCAACCCAUCGCUGAACAGUGUUGAAUGUGUUGCAGACGGAGGUUACGAAAACCACCUCAAGAACAUUAACAAGGCCUUCCCUCAAAUCUGCUGGCUAAUCCUAUUUUCUUCUCUAAUAGGAAGCAACUUAAUACGCAUGUUAGUUUUAAAAUAUUGUAGAGGUGAAAGUAGUAGGGCAAAAUCGAUUCUGUCAUUAGUAUUUGUUGUUCUCUUGUGUGGGACGAUUGUUGCUAUCGUCGCUGUUAUUUACAGUAGGCAGGCCCAAAUCAUUUAUCCUUUAACGUAUCUUUUAUUCAUUCUUUUAAUUUUUUUACUUUGUUCUGCUUAUUACUUGUUUCAGGCGGGUAACGAAGAUAACAAAAUCAAUAUCGUGUGUUUAAAAUUUGGAAAUGACGGAAAACUACAUUCGGAAAGUAUAUUACUAUGGACGACAUAUCCCGGAAUUUUUAUAGCCGUUCAUCACGCCCUAUGGGUGAUGAUCGGUAUUAUUACUGAGCCUUAUUGGGCCCUACCAGUGGCAACAUCAUUCAUCAUGUUUGCAUUUUUAUUUUAUGUUUUGUCUGCGCUUUAUUUCUCGCCGAAGUAUCCCAAAAAGUGGGAUACUUCGGCGAAAAUUAACUUUGGAUUCAUGAUUGCUGCAGGCAUUUCCGUCGUGAUGGUUCAACUCUCGUUUCUUUUAGUCGGAAAUCAGUUCUUUGACGAAAGCCUGCUCUCAAGUGCUAUUCAGAGCGCUUUGGUCGUCAUGAUAAGCAUUUGGUUCCGCUCCAUCAAAGACGAGAAAGCUAAUCAUCAACCUGGAAAAAUCAGCGGAAUCUUUAACAUGGGAGUAUUUGACAGUCUGUUGCAACCCCCAGAGAGGAAGGCGUUGUUUAUGGUGGGAACUGGAAAUAGCGAAAGAAAGGGGAUUGGAUGUGCAGUAGAAUGUGAGGGGAAAUAUUAUGUGCUCACGUGUAGAGAUGUUGCCAGCCCUGAAGACGCAGGAGCAGACAAUGAGCACGAAUUUAUCUUAGAUCGCUAUUGUUCGAAUAAUCCAAAGCAUGUCGGCAAACAUCGCCCGAAAGCCCUAGAUAUUCUGUGCGAUGACAAGCGUAGUUUUCUCCUUCUCCCAGAUGACGAAGUUUUGUGUUCGCAUUUCCUUUUGAGUGCAGACAGUAAAAAGAAAGAGAAGGUUUACUCAUAUUUUCUCAGUGAUGAUGGAAAACGAGCACAAUCUAUUGAUUGGUCGUACAAUAACAACACGAGGAAGUACUCCAUUGGGCGUGACCUCGACAGAAAAAACUUUCUUGGUUCACCGGUGCUAUAUUCUGAUAAGACGGAUAAAACCUUUGUGGUUGGAGUGGUUGGUAAGGAAGAGAACACUUAUCACCCAAUUUUCUUCGAGAGCGCCUCACUUCCUUAUCCUGGUGCUCCCAGUCAAGUAUAUAUUGUACCGGUUCCACGUGAAAUAACUGAGGACAGGCUGACGUUGACGUGGGCAGCACCUAAAGACAAUGGAGGAGUUAUAACAGAGUAUACAGUCUAUCAAAGAAAAGUUAAUGGCUCACCUUCUGACUGGGAAAGAAAGCCAACUGGUCUACACUCUCUUCAGCAUGAAAUCGUUGGUUUAGAAAGGGGGAAAAUAUAUGAAUUCCAAGUAACUGCCACAAACCGGUAUGGUGAGAGCCCAAAAGGGGAGGACGCGACAAGGGGAGUAAGAGUGUUGGGUGUUCCCAAUCAAGUGAAAAUUGUAGAAUAUCCAAGUGAAAUAAUUGAAGACAGAGUGACCUUGACGUGGAGAGCACCUGAAGACAAUGGUACAGUUGUAACACAGUAUACAGUCUAUCAAAGAGAAGUCAAUGAAGAUGGUUCACGUUCUAACUGGAAAGGAGAGGCAACUGGUCGAGACGUUCUUCAACAUGAAGUCGUUGGUUUAGAAAGCGGGAAAAUGUAUGAAUUCCAAGUAACUGCCACAAACCGGUGUGGUGAGAGCACAAGGGUAGAGAAGGGCCCAAACAUAGUCCAAAUUGCAUGUGUUUCACCUGAUUCAUUAUUGGAGUUUUUGCUAUUCAAGAUUUUUUCGUUUCUCAACAACACGAUCUGGUCUUGGCGGAAUUGGACGGAAGCCUGGAAAAAUCAGUGGAAUCUGUAACAUGGGAUAAUUGACGGUCUGUUGCAACCCCCAGAGAGGAAGGCGUUGUUUAUGGUGGGAACUGGAAAUAGCGAAAGAAAGGGGAUUGGAUGUGCAGUAGAAUGUGAGGGGAAGUAUUAUGUGUUCACGUGUAGAGAUGUUGCCAGCCCUGAAGACGCAGGAACAGACAAUGAGCACGAAUUUAUCUUCGAUCGCUAUUGUUCGAAUCAUCCAAAGCAUGUCGGCAAACAUCGCCUGAAAGCCCAAGAUAUUCUGUGCGAUGACAAGCGUAGUUUUCUCCGUCUCCCAGAUGGCGAAGUUUUGAGUUCGCAUUUCCUUUUGAGUGCAGAUGAUAAAAAGAAAGAGAAGGUUUACUCAUAUUUUCUCAGUGAUGAUGGAAAACGAGCACAAUCUAUUGAUUGGUUGUACGAUAAUACUACAAGGAAUUACUCUUUAUCCGUUGAUCGUGAUCUCGACAGAAAAAACUUUCUUGGUUCACCGGUGCUAUAUUCUGAUAAAAACGAUAAAACCUUUGUGGUUGGAGUGGUUGGUAAGGAAGAGAACACUUACUACCCAAUUUUCUUCAAGAGCGCCUCACUUCCUAUUCGUGGUGCUCCCAAUCAAGUACAUAUUGAAGCAGUUCCAUUUGAAAUAACUGAGGACAGGGUGACGUUGAAGUGGACAGCACCUAAAGACAAUGGAGCAGUGAUAACAGAGUAUACAGUCUAUAGAAGAGAAGUCAAUGAAGAUGGUUCACGUUCCGACUGGGAAGGAAAGCGAACUGGUCUAGACAUUCUUCAGCAUGAAGUCGUUGGUUUAGAAAUCGGAAAAUUGCACGAAUUCCAAAUAACCGCCAAAAACCGAUGUGGUGAGAGCCCAAGAGGGGGGAAAGCGACAAUCAGAGUGAAAGUGUUGGGUGCUCCCUAUCAAGUACAUAUUGUAAGAGCUCCACGUGAAAUAACUGAGGACAGGGUGACGUUGAAGUGGACAGCACCUAAAGACAAUGGAGCAGCAAUAAAAGAGUACACAGUCUAUAAAAGAGAAGUCAAUGAAGAUGGUUCACGUUCUGUCUGGGAAGGAGAGGCAACUGGUCCAGACGUUCUUCAACAUGAAGUCGUUGGUUUAGAAAGCGGAAAAAUGUAUGAAUUCCAAGUAACUGCCACAAACCGGUGUGGUGAGAGUUUAAGGGUAGAGGAGGGCCCCAACAUAGUCCAAAUUGCAUGUGUUUCACCUGAUUCUAUUGGAGUUUUUGCUGUUCAAGAGCUUUUCGUUUCUCAUCAACAUGAUCUGGUAUUGGUGGAAUGGGACGGAAGGUGGAAAACUCUACGAUUUACUAGAAUUCAAUUAAAUGAAUCAAAUGUGUGGAGUGCGCUGUCUGUUAGACUUUUAUAG